Messenger RNA from Linum trigynum, 1346 nucleotides. The record is from the annotation of a GenBank genome assembly. NCBI's taxonomy places the organism in Eukaryota, Viridiplantae, Streptophyta, Magnoliopsida, Malpighiales, Linaceae.
UAAUCACACACACAAACCUUUCUCAAAACCACAUCUCUUUUCUUCUUCAUUUCGAUCAGUCUUCCGAAUUUCUCCACCAAGUUAAUCGACAUGGGCUCUGAUUUCUGUGCACCCACCGUUACCAAGGCGCUAGAAGGCAAGGUGGCCCUCAUCACCGGCGGAGCAAGCGGCAUCGGCGAGAGCGUCGCCAGGCUGUUCGUCCACCACGGCGCCAAGGUCCUCAUCGCCGACCUCCAAGACAAACUGGGCCAGUCCCUCGCCGCGGAACUCGGCCCCCAGGAAACCGUCUCCUUCGUCCACUGCAACGUCACCGUCGACUCCGACGUGGCAAACGCCGUCGACACAGCGGUGUCACGUUACGGACAGCUAGACGUCAUGUACAACAACGCCGGAAUCGGGGGCAACCUCGACACCACCAUCUUGAACUCCGACAACGCCGACUUCAAAAAGGUGCUUGAAAUCAACCUGUUCGGAUCCUUCCUCGGGGCCAAGCACGCCGCCAGGGUGAUGAUCCCGGCGAGGAAAGGCUGCAUCCUGUUCACCGGAAGCGUGGCGUCGUCGAUCAGCGGGGAUCUGUCGUACGCCUACAAGGCGUCGAAGCACGCGAUGUUGGGGCUGGCGAAUAAUCUGACGGUGGAGAUGGGGAAGUAUGGGAUUCGGGUCAACACUGUUUCGCCGUACGGGGUGGCCACUCCCAUGGUGACGCGUGGCAUGCAGAUGGAUAAGGCGGCGGCCGAGGAGUUCAUGUCGGCGGCGGGGAACCUGAGAGGGGCGGUGUUGGAGCCGGAGGAUGUUGCCAGGGCGGCGCUGUAUCUGGCGAGCGACGCUGCCAAGUAUGUGAGUGGGCUCAACUUGAUUGUGGAUGGCGGCCACAAUCACAAUCAUCCUCUCUUCGGUUCUUCUGCUCAAGCAUGAUAUCGGAUUGGAUCCUUAAUUACUUUUUAAGAACAAAACGUUUCUUUACUUGUGAAUUGUGAUCGAUGUGACUGCUAAUUAAAAUAAAUAUAUCUGUGAUAUACGAUAUGGGUGAUGAGCGAUUCAACCGUGUAAUAUAAAAAAUAAAAGUGUAUUACUACCUACAAUAGUCUAAAUGUCAAAGAUUUCCUAUUUUAUCUAAUAAUCUAAUCAUAUCUUCUCAUUAUAAGUUUGUGUUAUUUGUAUCCUGACAUUUUUGUUGGCCGUAGAGACUAGAGAUGACGGUUGAUAAGAUGUUGGUCAAAACAAUAUUGACUUUUGAUGAUGUGGCAAAAAAAUGUGACAGCCACGACCAACGUAGAUGCCACAUCAGAUUAUUUUUUAUUCCAAAUUAUAUUAAAUUUAAAAUUUAAUAAAAGAAUAGGUAAAUC